Messenger RNA from Nipponia nippon (crested ibis), 2727 nucleotides. The record is from RefSeq and is a predicted model, not a curated record. Lineage: Eukaryota; Metazoa; Chordata; Aves; Pelecaniformes; Threskiornithidae.
AUGGAGCCCGUGGGUGCCUGGGGCCCUGUGCAGGUGGCCGCCUGGCUCCGAGGGCUGGACGCGGCGGUGCAGGGGUACCCCUUCGAGGCCUGGGGGCUGGCGGGGCCCGACCUGCUGGGGCUGUCGGCGGGGGCCCUGGAGGCGCUGGGCGUGUGGCGCCUGGGGCACCAGGAGCUGCUGCUGGAGGCCGACGCGGGGCUGGUGAGCACCAGCCUGCGGACGCUGACGGAGAGGCUGCGGGAGCUGGCGCAGGGCACCCAGAGCUUGGUGCUGGGGGGGCUGCCGGCGGGCACUGCCUCCCAGCCACCUCCCCUCACCCUCCUGGCCCACGUCGUCGACCUGGUCGGGGCUGCCAAGGGGCUCUUCUCCUGGCUCAACAGGUCCGGGGCGGGUGAGGGCACCCGUGGGUGCUGGGUGCCCCCGGCACCUGGGGCUGAGCUCUCUGUCCCCUCCAGGUACCUCUUCUCCACCCUCAACGACUUUUCGGCCAGCCGGGACAUUGUCCCGCUCUGCGCCCAGCUGGCGGAGACGCUGCAGGCGGACUGUCCCGCGGCUGAGAGGGACGGCCGGAUCCUGCGGAUUGUAAGCGCUGGGUGAGGAGGGGGUGGCAGGCAUGGGGGGCCCGGUGCUGCCAGGGCCCCCCUCAGACCCCGCUGUCACCCGCAGUGCCAGCACAUCGUGGGCAUCUGCGAGAGCAUCGUGGGCUGCAGCCCCCCGGCGCUGCUGGACUGCAGGGCUGUGCUGCAGCGCGUGGGGCUGUCGCUGCCCCCCGGCCCGCGGGGCAGCCCCCCGAUGUCCCCCGACCCCCCGGCGCUGCCGCCUGCUCGCACCCCCUGCACCCCGCUCACGCCUCCCUCCCAUCCCCCCCAGGGCCUCGAGAUCACCUCCACCAGCUCCUGCCUGCACUUCGUGUCUGCGACCACCUCGGAGGCCCUGGCUGCCCACGGGGGCUGUGUCCUACCCGGAGACGAGAUCGUGCAGGUCAACGAGCAGGUCGUGGUGGGUUGGACGCGCGUCAACCUGGCAAAGAAGCUGCUGGAGAAGGCGAGCGGGGUGACGCUGGUGCUGAAGAAGAUCCCUCUGGACCUGCUCGGCUCGCCCCCCUCUCCCAGGCAGCAGCUCCCAGGAGCAUUUUCGGAUGCUGUGGAUCCCCCCGGCACCAGGAGCAGCGAGUGCCCGGGCAGCCCCGUGUCCCUGACCUCCAGAAUGGAAAGGCGUGCGCGGAACUGGCGGCAGUGCGGGCGAGCCGGGCAGAAGCCAUCGGGCUGGGCUUGGACCCUGCCGGGGAGCGCGGAGGCCGGUGGAGCCGGUGUUGAGCCACCGCCGCCACGUUGCCUCCAGCCCUGCUCCUCCUCGGGCAGGGAGAACCACGGGUGCCCCAAGCAAGUGUGGGGCUGGCUGGAGCCUGAAAGCGGGACCCCCGUGGCGGCCGAGGGGGCUUGCAGCUCAGGGAUCCCUUUAUCCCCCAGCGCUGCUGCCGACUUGGACUCGGGGCCGGACUCGGUGCCAGACCCUGCCUCCGACGAAGAGGACGGAGAGGACGAGCAGGACCUGAGGCUGCCUGGGGCGGCCGUGGGGGAGCUGCGGGUGCUGCCUGGCCGCGGUGCUGCGGAGGAGGAGGCAGCGUGGGAGGGUGGCACCCCGCCGGGCACCUCGUGCUCCCCGGGCACCCUCGCUGCUGCCGGACCCUGCGCCGCGGAGCUCAGCCCCACGGCAGCCCCUGCCGCGGGGGCUGAGGGCAGAGAGCCCAGCCGGCUCCCCGGGGAGGGCAGCCCCCAGACGGGACGCAGACCAAAAGGAGUGGCGACCAGGCUGAGCCGCCGGCGGGUCUCGUGCCGGGACCUGGGCCGGGUGGACUGCGAUGGCUGGCUCCUGAAGAAGAAGGACCACGUGGCCUUCAUGGCCCAGAAGUGGAAGCGGUGCUGGUUUGUGCUGAAGGGCCACACGCUCUACUGGUACCACCACCCCAACGAUGAGAAGGCUGCAGGUCUCAUCAACGUGGCCACCUACGACCUGGAGAGCACGAGGGAGCAGAAGAAGAAAUACGUGUUCCAGCUCUCCCAUCAGAGAUACAAGCCCUUCGUCUUUGCCGCAGAAACGCUGGCUGAUUUGAGCAUGUGGGUCAGUCGCCUGAUAACAGCCAAAACGAAGUAUGCGCUGGCCCACCAGUCGGUCCCGGACAGGGAGGAAGACUGCUACAGCGAGACAGAAGCUGAGGACCCCGAUGACGAGUGCCCCAGGCAGGGCUGCGACUCGCCAAAGAAGAAGCUGCAAAAUGCCCCAGAGAAAGCGCAGCUCUUCCCGGCCGGCAGCGAGCCCAGCAGCGCAGCCAGCAGCCCCCAGGGCAGCCCCCGGCCCUGCUCGCCCAUGGACCCCGCCGAGGAGGAUCUCGAGUGCCUGAUGCGGUGCCUGAAGCAGGGGGGGGUGUCCCUCAUUGGGCGGCAGCGGUUCCUGACGCAGGAGCAGUGCCGCAAGUCCUUCGUCCGGCGCAACAAGAACCCCUGCAUCAACGAGAAGGUGCACGCGGUGCAGCUGGUGGAGCUGCAGGAGCUGGAGCAGCUGCUCAGCGACGCCGCGCUCACCUCGGAGAAGUUCACACGCUGGAAAGAAGAGCACCAGGAGCUGUACCAGGAGCUGCAGGAGUGGUGGGCACGGCAGGGGGGCCGGGAUGGCGACAGGGGGCUCGGGGCCGAGCACAGCCCCCCCGAAGAGGCGGCCGAACCCUGA